AUGCUAUUGUAUACGAGGCUUGCGCCACCCAAAGCUCCCAAGAGACGAUCUAGAGCAGGUUACUUUGUGAACUUAAAGAAGAAGAAAUGCGAUGAAAAACGCCCACAAUGUUCGCGGUGUGACGAGCGUGGUGUAGAGUGUGCCUACGAGGCCAUAAAACCUCGUCAACGGAGGAGGAGAGACUCAAUAUCCAGCUUCAGAAUAAAUACAAAUCUAGAAUGCGCUUCUGUAGAAGACACAUACGAAUGGGAGGGGCAGGUAAUAUCACCUUGCGAGUCUGCCUACUUUAGCCCUCUCGAGUCCAAAGUAAACGUAUCGUCGAUACCGCCUAUAGUCAAUGAUACAGCCGACGAUCUAAGUUCUCCUUCAUAUGAAACCGAACCCGAAGACAGUCAGUAUCGAAACCACCAGCUUGUUCGAAGAAAGUCUCUUGAUGCCAAAGCAUUAUCUCCCACGCGGUCAUCAUUGCGACCCGAGCUCGCUAUGAUCGCGCCGUGUCCCGCGAGAUCUCCCUCGUUAGAAUUCCACAUACCAGCAUUCUCGGAAUUUUCAGACCGGCCCAACCGACGCGCUUUAGUUGACCAUUUCUGCAACGUGCUGUCGCAUCUCAUCGUGUUCCGCGAGGAAUCGGGCAACCCAUUUCAACAGCUCGUCCUGCCACUCUCGCAUAAUAGCUCGCCUGUCAUGAAUGCUAUUUACGCUUUGGCAAGCGCUCAUCUGGAGAACCGCGGUGUUCAAAACCAGGAGGAAUCUCUUUAUUUCCAUAAUGAAGCGAUUCAAGGACUGUCAAGAGUCAUUGAAAGCCGAGUAAAGGUUGAUAGAAACGAGUUACUAGCUGCUAUCAUGCUUCUCGUCUACUACGAAGUUCUGGUACAACGAAGAAGAACGAAUAUUAUCAAUGGACACCUUAAGGGGGCAUUUGCUAUCAUGUGUUUGAAUCAAGAAUUAUUAACACCAGUCGGCCUCUUCUUGGAACGCGCCUUUGGAUUCUACGAUGUAAUAACGGCAUUAUCACUAGGAACACCCCCAUUAUCAACAGCUCCGAGUGCAGGCGGACUAUUACCAGUCCCACCACUCGACGCUCCACCCGCAUCUCCUCUAACCAACGUCGACACCUUACUAGGAAUGGCCACGACCCUAUGGCCAAUCAUGCAUCGCCUGUCUAACCUCCUAUUCACGAAGAAGGAGCUAGAAGGUGCGCAGCGAAUGAAUCAGAUGUCCAAAGUCGCCGUCCUUAGGACAGAGUUUGAGACAACGUCUCAGGCGAUCGAAGCUGCACUGACGCAAUGGAAACCUUGUCUCCCGCCGAAUAUUGUAAUGCGAGACGACGUCCUAGUGGUCAACGGCGUCAAAGGCGAGGAAAUCCCCGAGAUGGCGCGACUCCAGUCCAUACUACACAACGCCCUCGCAUACCGCCACAGUGCAUCCGUCUACCUAUACCGCACAAUCUACGGAUAUUCGCCCAAGCACAAGCUAGUGCAGCAGCAUUCACACACGGCGCUGCACCAUUGCGUCGAGACGACGGCGGCCCGCGGACCAAUGGGUGCUUUGCUGUGGCCGUUGUUCGCGGCGGCGUGCGAGGCGAUCAGCAAUGAAGACAGGGAGCUCGCGAGGAAGGCGUUCAGCGAGAUCGGGCAGCGGCAGGGGAUGACGAACAUCGAAGAGGCGUGGGGCAUCAUCCAGGAAGUGUGGAAAAGGCUGGACUCCCUGGACGACGAUGCUGCGGCGGAGAUGGACACUGAUCUCUGGCGCAAGAUCUGCGCCGAGAGGGGCGUGACUAUUGUGUUUGGAUGA
This is a messenger RNA of Xylaria bambusicola, 1794 nucleotides long. RefSeq lists its product as uncharacterized. The record is from RefSeq and is a predicted model, not a curated record. The coding region runs from base 1 to 1794 and encodes 597 amino acids. Gene Ontology annotation, cellular component: nucleus. Lineage: Eukaryota; Fungi; Ascomycota; Sordariomycetes; Xylariales; Xylariaceae. Gene Ontology annotation, biological process: positive regulation of transcription by RNA polymerase II. Gene Ontology annotation, molecular function: zinc ion binding; transcription cis-regulatory region binding; DNA-binding transcription factor activity, RNA polymerase II-specific. The transcript has 4 exons.